This is a messenger RNA of Colletotrichum navitas, 576 nucleotides long. RefSeq lists its product as uncharacterized. The record is from RefSeq and is a predicted model, not a curated record. The coding region runs from base 1 to 576 and encodes 191 amino acids. NCBI's taxonomy places the organism in Eukaryota, Fungi, Ascomycota, Sordariomycetes, Glomerellales, Glomerellaceae. The transcript has 2 exons.
AUGUCUUCCGAGGCCUUCACCCUUUCAGCCCCUCCCGGUACAGACGUUUGGAAGAAGCCCCCUUCUCACAAUGUCUACAAUGCCCCGACCAAGGCCGUUCCAACCAAGUCACUCAGUCAAUUCAAAUCCGCUCAGAUCACCUUCUCUGCUGAUUGGUCGGAGCAAUACGACCAAGCGGGCCUGAUUCUCACAUUUGACUCUCUCUCCGGUCGUGAGCGAAGGUGGAUCAAGACUGGUCUGGAGUAUUACGACGGCACCCCACAGAUCAGCACCGUAUCCUGCCAUACCUGGGCCGACUGGAGCAUUGUCCCUCUCGCCGCUUUCGAAGAUACCAAGUCCGUCACCGUCCUUGUCGAGAAGGCUCAGGACAACCUCGGCCUGAGUCUCUGGAUAUACUAUGUGAACCCAGAUGGCACCAAGGCGCCGAUGCGUGAGGUUUGCUGGGUGUAUGGAGACGACGACGCGUCAGGCAAGGACUGGAACUUGACGGUCGGUGCUCUGGUGGCCCGGCCAGAGAAGGAUGCAAAGAGUGAUCUUGAAGUCCAUUUCAAGGACUUCGAGGUACAGUGGCAGUGA